Messenger RNA from Purpureocillium lilacinum, 1428 nucleotides. RefSeq lists its product as uncharacterized. NCBI's taxonomy places the organism in Eukaryota, Fungi, Ascomycota, Sordariomycetes, Hypocreales, Ophiocordycipitaceae. Gene Ontology annotation, molecular function: aspartic-type endopeptidase activity. Gene Ontology annotation, biological process: proteolysis. The record is from RefSeq and is a predicted model, not a curated record.
AUGUUCGCAAAUGCCCUGUUCGUCGCAUCCCUAUUCCUCUCUCGCGCGGAAGCACUAGUGCUACGGCAACCAUCAGAUGGCGCGCCUCGAGUCGUUCAUCUCGACCUGCAGAGGGCUCAUGUCCGCGACCCUGUCUCCCACGACAAGCUACGGAGGCGAGCAAAGACAGUAAAUGGUGUCUUGGACAACCUGCAAACCCUAUACUACCUCAACGUGUCCCUCGGCACACCGCCGCAACAAGUCCGCGUGCAUCUUGACACAGGGAGUAGCGAUCUCUGGGUCAACACGAAUGCAUCCACUCUUUGUUCUCAGCACGAUACCCCGUGCAACUUCUCCGGCACCUACUCGGCCAAUCAGUCCUCCACGUACCAGUACCUCGGUAGCGACUUCAACAUCUCCUAUGUUGACGGCACGGCAGCUAUUGGCGACUAUGCUACAGACACUGUCCGCGUGGGCGGCACCGACUUGCCAGCAUUGCAGUUUGGGAUCGGCUACAACAGCACGUCGACAGAAAGCGUGUUAGGCAUUGGGUACCCAAAAAACGAGGUUCAGGUCUCGCGCUUGGACAAGAAGCCCUACCAGAACCUACCCGCCAAAAUGGCCGCCAAUGGUGUCAUAGCUUCCAGCGCAUACAGUUUGUGGCUCAACGACCUCAAUGCCGAUACCGGCACCAUUCUCUUCGGCGGUGUAGACACGGCUCACUACCAAGGGGAUCUAAUUUCUCUUCCGGUGCAGAAAGUUGACGGUUCGUUCAUCGAGUUUUUCAUCACCUUGACCGGCAUCGCAUUUGGUUCCGAAGCCAUCAUGCAGAACAUGUCUCUUGCGGUACUUCUCGACUCGGGGUCUUCCCUUACUUACCUACCCGACGACAUAACAAGUGACAUAUACGAGGCCGUCAGCGCGUCCUACCAGGAAGAAGAGGGCAUUGCCUUCGUGCCAUGCUCUUUCCGCGAGCAAAACGCCACGAUAACCUUCAGGUUUAGCGACCCGGCAGCAAUUUCUGUGCCCAUGAAUGAGCUUAUAAUGGACAUGGAUGAUGAGGCCGGCAAUCCACUCACUUACGACAACGGUGUCCCGGCUUGCCUUUUUGGCAUCUCACCGUCGGAUGGCUCCACAAACGUACUGGGUGACACAUUUUUGCGGAGCGCUUACACCGUAUACGACCUCGAAAACAACGAAAUUUCCCUGGCACAGGCCAAGUAUAACGUCACGACAUCCAAUGUGAAGGAGAUUGGCAAGGGAACUGGGGCCGUGCCAGCAGCCAAGACAGCUUCAUCGCCAGUGGCUGCAUCGUCUGGGAUCCCGGGCCAGUCUGAUGGCUCCGGCCAGCAGUCGGGCAAGAACAAUCGAAGCAGCGGAACCAGCAUGACGAUGCCUUCUUUGUCCCUGGCCCUCCUUGCCGCGCUAUCAAGCCUGCUCCUCAGCUGA